UCCCGCUCUCAGGAAAAGUCAUGCAAUCCAGGGCAGUUAUACUGCCACAUCCUUCAAAGAAACUUCUAAUGUCAUCCUCAGAUGAAUAGUAUGGGAUGCCACCAACAUACACCUUCUUUAUACUUUGCUCACGAUCUUCCGACACAAUUGGAUUGUCAGACCCAACUCCCUGGCCUGUCACUUCUGACUUAUUUUUGUUCUCAUCUCCUUCCACCUUUGUGAUGUUUAGAAUCUGUUCACUAUCUUCCGACACGGCAGGAUCAGCGGCGGCCACUUCAAGCUUCUGCUUCUCCGCGGCCUCCGCCUCCAGCAACCUCCUCACCCUCCUCUUCUCCUUCUUCUCCUUCCUCCUCUCCUCCCUCCGCCGCUCCACCUCCGCCUGCAGCGCCAGGGCCGCCGCGUCCACCUCCGGCUCCUCCACCGCCUGCUUCUCCAAGUCCUCCUCUUCCACCACCACCACCUCCUCCGCCUCCCCCUCUACAUUCUUAUCCAAUUCCUCCUCUUCCGCCGCCGGCGCGGGCGGCGGCUCCUCCGGAGACGGCUUCUUCGGCCGCUUCGGGCGGGGCCGCUUGGAGGACACGAGCCGCACCUUUAUGUUCUGCGCCUCCGCGUCAUCCCCCGGCUCGGCCUCGCCGCCGGGGGGAACGAGCGUGCGCAGCUUCUGCUUCAGCUUCUUCCGCGCGAGCACCAUGGCUGCUGCUUCUUCUCGCGGGGCGGCGGCGGCGGCUGCUGAGAGGUUUCGCUCGAGAGAGAAGAAGAGGCAGAAACCUCAGAGCCAGAGACGUCAAGGUUUACAUUGGGCCGGCCUGAUAUGGGCUCAUAUAAGCCUUCUAUCCGAGAUCCGACAUGUGGAUAAGCCCAUUAUAGCCCGGCCCAGUACGGCCCAAUGGGUAGGUCUUCUCUUCUCUGCCCUAGCCCCGCCUACGUCGAGCGGCAGAAGUGUUUUGGAGAAGAUGGCCGGGAAGGCUGCGGCGGCGAAGGCGGCGGCGGCGACGGCGGCGAAGUGGGCGGAGGCCAAGGGGUACCCGUGGAAGGACAAGCUGGCCAAGUACAAAGGGGAGCUGAGCAAAGGGGUGUGGGGUUACUGGGAGCUGGGCGCGUGGAAGCCGCUGGGCAUCAGCGGCCGGCAGCGCGCGCGACUCCGCAAGGAGGUGCUCCUCGCCGGCGAGGAAUGGUCCUACGACGCCCCCCGCGGCGAGAUGCGCACCAAGCGCAAGGGCCACAAGGUCGACCGCAUCGCCGCCGAGAAGCGUGCGAAUACUGUUGAGCUGAUGAAGAAGAUGCCCCAGAUGCUCCUCGACUACAAGAAACGUAGGUGGGAGAAAAAGAUGAAAGAGGAGGAGGCUGCAGCGGCAAAGUCUACGUAGGGUACUGGCAUGUUGUCGACUACUGUCUGGAGUGGCGUCUGCGAAGGAACUGCCCUAUUGCAAAAUACCCUGCCUUUCCUCAAACCAGUCUCCCUUUUAGUUUGCGGAGGUCAAGCUGUUGAUUCAGUGCGUUGUUGACUUGUUGCUCUUCCUGAAUAAAGCUUAAAAGAAAUUUCGUGUAGUAGGUUCAUAAUGUUGCUGGAUUGCGAGAUCUGAGAUCUCCCUGGAUGUUUAUCAUCUCCCCUGCAACCUACACUUUGUAAUGCAGAUUUCUUAUUAUGUACCCCUGGUUCCCAAAAUUUUGUUCACCGAUUCUAUCAAGGUCCAACCAGUUUAAACAGAUUUAUCGGUACGAUUGUUAAAUCAUUUCA
Messenger RNA from Brachypodium distachyon (stiff brome), 1738 nucleotides. RefSeq lists its product as uncharacterized. The record is from RefSeq and is a predicted model, not a curated record. The coding region runs from base 96 to 1367 and encodes 423 amino acids. The transcript is spliced from 5 exons. NCBI's taxonomy places the organism in Eukaryota, Viridiplantae, Streptophyta, Magnoliopsida, Poales, Poaceae.